AAAUCAUAAUUAAAUCAAUUAUAUCACACACUUUGUGAAUCUAAUAUAUUACUUCAUAGUCCUAAUAUUCUAUCAAAUGGAGGAGGAGAAACACCAUCACUUGUUCCACCACAAGGACAAGGCGGAGGAGGGCCCUGUCGAUUAUGAAAAAGAAGUGAAGCACCACAACCAUCUCGAAAAGAUCGGUGAACUUGGUGCUGUCUCUGCCGGCGCUUACGCCUUGCAUGAGAAACAUGAGGCAAAGAAAGAUCCAGAAUAUGCACACAAACACAAGAUACAGGAGGAGAUUGCAGCAGCUGCUACAGUAGGUGGAGGUGGAUUUGCAUUCCAUGAGCACCAUGACAAGAAGGAUGCCAAGAAAGAAGAAAAAAAAGCUGAUGGGGGACACCACCACCGCCUCUUCUAAACUGAUAUUUUAGUUACUUCUUUAGUAUCUGUUGAAUUUUCCUUUUUUAUAUGGAGUGUUGUCAAAUGCUCUUUAGUAAACGUGUACAACAACAAUAAGUCCAGUAUGGCAUAUAUGCAUCUUAUUUUUAUCUCUGUGUGAUGUAGAGAGGUUAUUCUCCUCGGGUAGAGGUGUGAUUUUCUAAAUAAUCAUGUGUGUUUUUGA
Messenger RNA from Solanum dulcamara, 610 nucleotides. RefSeq names its product abscisic stress-ripening protein 1-like. The transcript is spliced from 2 exons. The coding region runs from base 77 to 406 and encodes 109 amino acids. Lineage: Eukaryota; Viridiplantae; Streptophyta; Magnoliopsida; Solanales; Solanaceae. The record is from RefSeq and is a predicted model, not a curated record.